AUGCAAAUAGGAAACUUAUACACCAUCUCCGCCAUAGCCGUCCUGGGCGGCAGCCUGUUCGGCUUCGACAUCUCCUCCAUGUCCGCUAUCAUCAGCACGGAGGCGUACCUCUGCUACUUCAACCAGGGAGACACGACCUUUGACUCUCUGGGAAAUAGACAAUGUGCCGGGCCGCGAAGUACGGUCCAGGGCGGCAUCACUGCUUCGAUGGCCGGGGGUUCCUGCAUUGGAGCUUUGGUAUCGGGGUAUCUUUCUGAUUGGCUUGGACGGAAGAGAUCCAUCAUGGUUGGUUCUGUUAUAUGGUGCAUCGGCUCGAUCGUCAUCUGCGCGGCGCAGAAUAUCCCCAUGUUGGUCGUGGGGAGGGUCGUCAACGGGUUCAGCGUGGGGAUCUGCUCAGCCCAGGUGCCUGUCUACAUUUCCGAAUUGGCACCUCCUACAAAACGCGGCCGCGUCGUCGGACUCCAGCAGUGGGCUAUCACCUGGGGGAUCAUGAUCAUGUUCUAUGUGUCAUACGCCUGCAGCUACAUCCAAGGCCCUGCCUCGUUCCGGCUCCCCUGGGCCCUCCAGAUGAUCCCCGGCAUCCUCCUAUUUCUAGGUCUGACGGUGCUCCCAGAGUCCCCCCGAUGGCUCGCCCGCAAGGACAGAUGGAACGAAUGCCUGGCCGUGCUGACUCUGGUGCACGGGAACGGCGAUCUGGCCAGUCCGUUUGUGCGGCGCGAGUUCGACGAGAUCCGCGGCAUCGCAGCGUUUGAGCGCCGCAACGCCGACGUCUCGUUUCUCGAGCUGUUUCGUCCGGAUAUGAUCCAUCGUACGCACGUCGGCAUCUUCACCCAGAUCUGGUCUCAGCUGACGGGCAUAAACGUGAUGAUGUAUUACAUUACAUAUGUCUUCGCCAUGACCGGACUACAAGGCCACACCCUCCUCGUGUCAAGCAGCAUCCAAUACAUCCUCAACGUGGUGUGCACGAUCCCUGCCCUCCUCUGGGUCGACCGCUGGGGGCGACGCCCCACGCUCCUCCUCGGCUCAGCAGGCAUGUUGAUCUUCAUGUUCGCCAACGGCGGCCUCAUGGCGGCAGACGGGUCCUCGGCCCCGCGAGGAGGCAUGGACGGCCUCGCGCCCGCAUCAUGGCAGAUCAGCUCCCGGUCAGCAAGUACGGGAAUCAUAACAUGUACGUAUCUGUUCGUUGCGUGCUUUGCGGUAUCUUGGGGUCCCGUCUCGUGGAUCUACCCGGCGGAACUGUUCCCGCUGCGGGUGCGCGGCAAGGCCAACGCGCUGACCACUUCGUUCAACUGGCUUUUCAACUUCGCCCUGGGCUAUUUCGUGCCCCCCGCGUUCGUGCAUGUCCACUGGCGCCUCUUCCUGCUGUUCGGCGUCUUGUGUGCCGUCAUGCUGCUCCAUGUCUUUCUCAUGUUCCCGGAGACGGCGGGAAGAACCCUCGAGGAGGUCGAAGGCAUCUUUACUGAUCCCAAGGGCGUCAAGUAUAUAGGUACUCCGGCCUGGAGGACGCGCAAUGCUUUUUACCAUUCGGCGUUCUUGGAGGGAAGUAAAUAG
This is a messenger RNA of Penicilliopsis zonata CBS 506.65, 1551 nucleotides long. RefSeq lists its product as hypothetical. The coding region runs from base 1 to 1551 and encodes 516 amino acids. Gene Ontology annotation, cellular component: membrane. NCBI's taxonomy places the organism in Eukaryota, Fungi, Ascomycota, Eurotiomycetes, Eurotiales, Aspergillaceae. Gene Ontology annotation, molecular function: carbohydrate:proton symporter activity. The transcript has 5 exons. The record is from RefSeq and is a predicted model, not a curated record. Gene Ontology annotation, biological process: carbohydrate transport; transmembrane transport.